CUUGCUGUUCUGCUGCUGUUGCAGUUUACCAAAGUAAAAUGCAGUGGAGAUACGACUAGUGAUCUUUCUCGAGUUGACCUACACUCCCAUUUCAUUACGCCCUCAUACCGGGCAGCCUUGGUCAAGUACGGAUAUGGGCAACCUGAUGGAAUGCCAUAUAUUCCUGUAUGCAAAAAAAUCUUACAUGCCGCUCAAUCUGUCUAUGACAAAAGCAUUAAUGUUUCUUGGUCCGAGGAGUCACACUUGAGCAUAAUGAAAGACGCCAACAUCUCCAAGUCGAUUCUCAGCGUCUCGUCUCCAGGAACUCAUCUUGUUCCCGGAAACGACGAGUUGGCGCGCAACAUCACCCGAGAAGUCAACGAGUUUGCCGCCGACCUCAAGAAGCGCCUGCCUGAGCAAUUUGGCUUCUGGGCCUCCCUGCCUCUUCCGGACAUCGAGGGCAGUCUUGCCGAGCUGGCGUACGCUCUCGACGAGCUCAAUGCAGACGGUGUCGUUGUCAUGACCAACGCCCACGGAGUCUACCUCGGCAACGCGACCCUUGACCCCGUCUUCGCAGAGCUCAACAGGAGGAAUGCGCGCGUCUUCAUCCACCCUACCAGCCCUUGUAUUGGAGACGGAAAGGCGACGCAGCCAGCAUCGCCUCUAGCCCUGUACCCCGGCCCCGUCAUCGAGUUCUUCUUCGACACGGCCCGCGCUGUCAGCAACCUCUUCCUCUCCGGGGCCAUCCAGUCCCUGACGAGCACGACGUUUAUCGUUUCCCACGCAGGCGGCGCCUUCACCCCUCUCAUCGACCGGCUGGUCGAGUUCGCUCUGCUCGUCGGCAACCCCGACCUCACUGCAGAGAGUAUCCGCGCGACAAUCAAGAAGCAAUUCUACUUUGAUCUCGCCGGCACACCAUUCCCUGACCAGAUAUAUGGCCUACUUAGAUACGUCGACGCGAGCCGUCUUGUUUACGGAAGCGACUACCCCUUCACACCAGACUCGAGUGUGACUGAGCUGGGCGAGGAGAUGAACCUUGAGUUGCCACAGGUCUUUCCUAACGAAGAGGAUCAAAAGAAGGUUCUGCGUGAAAAUGCCGAGGCACUAUUGAAG
Molecule: messenger RNA, 1092 nt
Organism: Clonostachys byssicola
Lineage: Eukaryota; Fungi; Ascomycota; Sordariomycetes; Hypocreales; Bionectriaceae
Source: the annotation of a GenBank genome assembly